Molecule: messenger RNA, 639 nt
Organism: Acanthoscelides obtectus
Lineage: Eukaryota; Metazoa; Arthropoda; Insecta; Coleoptera; Chrysomelidae
Source: the annotation of a GenBank genome assembly
GGAACAAAAAUUGAAAAAUAGUGUGGUGGUGUUAGACUUAACUUUUUAGUAUUUUGUAAUUUUUUUAUAUUUCAAAACUGUUAUGAAUUGUAUACUUAAGCUUAAGCCCUAGGCAUGGAAAAAUAUUGAACCCUUGAGCUCCAGUGCAUCAUCAAGGAUUUGUGGCCGAAAUACAAAAGAAUGAUUUAAAAAAAGUGAUACCUUCAACUUUCAGCUCUUGCUUGCAUUGUUCACUUUGAACUCCUUCCUAAAAAGAUGUAUUCAAACUAUCCAUCAACGAAAAUCAAAGAAGAGGUAGACAUAAAUAGAGCAGGUGAUCCAGCCAUUAUAAAACUGGAACAAUAUUCAAAUUAUGAAGAAAGUUCUGAGAGUUUCAAGAUUGAAAAAGUGAAAAUAGAUAACUGGGUUGGUUGUGGCUCAUCUACAAUGGAAUGUGUGAAUGGAGAAAUCGCCAAAGAAGUGUCCUUAACUAUACCAAUCAAAGAUGAAUUGGCCGUCAAGCUUGAGAAUAAUCUAGAUGAUGCUUCCUUUGAUACAUUAGAUAGGUAAUUCAUUUAUAUGUGGAAAUUACUGAAGAAUAGUGUAAAAUAGUAGUUAGCCACUGAUUAACACUUCCCACCAAAAUAUACCGCUUCCAGU